Messenger RNA from Lotus japonicus, 1111 nucleotides. RefSeq names its product NAC domain-containing protein 83-like. Gene Ontology annotation, molecular function: DNA binding. Lineage: Eukaryota; Viridiplantae; Streptophyta; Magnoliopsida; Fabales; Fabaceae. The record is from RefSeq and is a predicted model, not a curated record. Bases 281 to 949 code for a protein of 222 amino acids. The transcript is spliced from 3 exons. Gene Ontology annotation, biological process: regulation of DNA-templated transcription.
UUACUGUAAAACCUUGAGUUUCCACAUAAGUCAAAUGAGAUUCCAGAUUUCCUUCUAUAUUAGAGUUAUAAUGCUCCCUUAUUUCCCUGGGCUCUCCCAUUCUCUCACUACUUCCUACCCCUCCCUCUCUCUCUUGGGUCUCAUUAACCCACAAACUAACCCAGAGCAUUAACUACACACUGCAUGUCCUGUAGCUAUAAAUUGACCAUGGGUUUCAUGUAGCAAUCCACCCAAAUAGUUGAGACCAUUAAGCAAGCCCCUACUUCUUCUCUCUUGAGCGAUGGAGAACCAUUUGAAUCCCAGGUUGCCAGUUGGGUACAGGUUUGACCCCACUGAUGAUGUUCUGGUUGAUGCCUACCUCAAGAGAAAGAUCUUUUCUCAGCCUCUUCCUGUUGAUGUCGUCCCAGAACUUGAUGUGUUUCAAGUUGAGCCUUGGAGGCUGCCAAAGGGAGAUGAGAAGAUUUUCACUGAUCGCCAGUAUUUCUGGUUCAACACUAGGGGGCGUGACCUUGAAAGCCAGGACUGGAGAGUCGCUGGGAAUGGCCAGUGGAGGAUGUCUAAGAAAGGAAAAGAUGUUCCGAUCCCGGGAGACAACCAGCUGAUCGGGAAGAAGAACACCUUGAUUUUCUGGAAGGAGCAGGGAGCCGCCGCUGCUAAGGAGACCAAAUGGGUGAUGCAUGAGUUUCGCCUCGAGAUAAUAGCUAGCCCCACAAGGAUGUCGCAUUUGGCGAUGUAUCGGAUAUUCCAGAAGAAAGGUGUGAAGAAGGUGAGGCACGGCCCGCACAGGAGAGGUGGCAGGAAUGCUGCGAUCGGUGGCAUGAAUUCAGGCAGUACUGCUGAUGUCAUUGAUUUGAAUGAAGAGAGUGGCAGUUUCUCAGGUCCUCCCCCAAUGACCCCUUCCUUGAGCGAGGGCAGUGAUUCCGGAGAGAAUUAUAUUAGGAGUUGGUAGAACCCAAACAAGCUUAUCUUGUUUGGUUUUAGUUUCUAGUUGCAGGAAAUGUGAAAUAGGAUUGGGUUUGUCUUUAAGAAUUGGAAAUAAUCGCAACUAUUUAUGUUUUACCUGUUCCCUUAAUUACUAUUCUGCUUUAUUAGUUUUGUCAAUUUGCGAAUU